AUGGCACCACAGUCGACGAGCCACGCUGGCGUCUUCCUAGAAAGCGAAUGGAUUGGGUCUGCAAUACUAUCCUUGGUACUACCAGGUAGCAUCAAGGGGUUCGAGCCGGAGGAACGAGACGACGACGAGACACUGGAGUGGCUCGAUGAGCCUGCUACAGUUAUCCGGGGAGAGUCUGGGUUUGUUGCUGCAAACGAGGUGAACCUUAAUGACCCGGACAUUCUAUAA
Molecule: messenger RNA, 228 nt
Organism: Postia placenta MAD-698-R-SB12
Lineage: Eukaryota; Fungi; Basidiomycota; Agaricomycetes; Polyporales; Adustoporiaceae
Exons: 2
Coding region: 1-228 (75 amino acids)
Source: RefSeq, a predicted model, not a curated record